Messenger RNA from Zymoseptoria tritici IPO323, 481 nucleotides. RefSeq lists its product as uncharacterized. NCBI's taxonomy places the organism in Eukaryota, Fungi, Ascomycota, Dothideomycetes, Mycosphaerellales, Mycosphaerellaceae. The record is from RefSeq and is a predicted model, not a curated record. The transcript has a single exon. The coding region runs from base 88 to 330 and encodes 80 amino acids.
AAUGGAGCUAUCGAGCUGUGGAACAGGCCAGGCCACGGCCUUCGGCUAUGGCCCGAGCGCAUGAUUCCAAGACAUCGUCAUUGAGGCAUGAGGUACGAUUUCUGGCAAUCCGAAAUGUUGAAUAGCGAGAGAAGUUGCUUUGCGCUGAGACUACGCGGCAGCACUGGAAUUAGGAUACUUUUGCGAGGCUGCAUUGGCUAUGUCUGGCCGGAGAGUGCGACAUAUGGUACAGAGGCCACAAGCGGCCCGAAAGGCGGUUGGGAACAGAUCGAGACGACGUUAGGCUUGCGCCGGCUUAUCGGGGAAGCAUUCACAGCGAAGAGCAUGUAGCAAGGAAGCAGAUCUGCACAACUAUGCCUCGGUCUCCAAUCCGCUCAAGUGCAAAGCAGUGGCCGUCAUUUUAUACCAGCGGCGUGGAUGGCACAACGUUCCAGGGUUUCGUGCAUAAAUGAGCCCGUCUGUACCACUUCCAGCCAUGUUC